Thlaspi arvense is the source of this 1023-nucleotide messenger RNA. NCBI's taxonomy places the organism in Eukaryota, Viridiplantae, Streptophyta, Magnoliopsida, Brassicales, Brassicaceae. The record is from the annotation of a GenBank genome assembly.
AUGGCUGCUCGCUUGACACACCUGCGAAAACCUCUUGCUUAUUCUCGGUCCUGCAUUCCGUUUUCUCGGCCAAUCUCUUCCUUUGAAGCUGUUGAGAAGGCUAUAAAAGGUGCAGUUGAAACGAAGGAGUAUCUUCAAAUCCCUGAUCUCGUUGUCUCACUCAAAGAGCCCUACCAAAACUCAAAGCUGUUCUCUUUUCUCUCUGCUUUCCAACGCCAUCAUCGAAUCCGAGUCAUUGACGAAAUCCUGCAAAGCUUUGUUCCCGUGAGACCUCGUUCUCUGCCCAAGAUUGUUUACUCCAGCCUCCUUACUUACUGCCUUCAGAGUUCCGAUCCUCUUCCUUUGUCCUUCGCAAUCCUCCAACGCACUCUUCGUUCUGGCUGUCUUCCCAACCCUCAGACUCACCUCCUUCUCUCUGAUGCUUGGCUUCAACGGCGACGAGGAUCACAGUCUGUUGCAGACGUUCUUAACGAGAUGAAACUGAUUGGAUACAGUCCUGAUACUGGAACCUGCAAUUACUUGGUGUCCUCUCUCUGCGCUGUUGAUAAGUUGGACGAGGCGGUUAAAGUUGUGGAGGAAAUGGGUGAAGCUGGUUGUAUUCCUGAUGUGGACAGUUACGGUGCGGUGAUUAGUUCAAUGUGUUUAGCUAGAAAGACCAGCGAUGUGGUGAAGAUGGUGAAAGAGAUGGUGAGCAAAGCUGGGAUAUCUCCACGGAAAGGGAUGCUGACGAAAGUAGCAGCAGCUUUGAGAGCCAACAGGGAAAUUCGGAAAGCCAUUGGGAUGAUCGAGUUCGUGGAGAGCCGAGAUCACCCUGUGGAAUUCGAGUGUUAUGAGGUAAUAGUCGAGGGUUGCCUAGAGGUGAGGGAAUACAUUUUGGCAGGGAAGAUGGUGAUGACAAUGACUGAUAGAGGGUUCAUACCGUAUAUCAAGGUUAGGCAAAAAGUGGUCGAGCGUCUUAUUAGCAUCGGUGAAUGGGAACUUGCUUGUACUGUUAGGCAAAGGCUUUCAGAACUGAGGUCUUAG